Messenger RNA from Nothobranchius furzeri (turquoise killifish), 2179 nucleotides. It is a transcript of the gene gtpbp2b, whose product is annotated as GTP binding protein 2b. The record is from RefSeq and is a predicted model, not a curated record. NCBI's taxonomy places the organism in Eukaryota, Metazoa, Chordata, Actinopteri, Cyprinodontiformes, Nothobranchiidae. Gene Ontology annotation, molecular function: GTP binding; translation elongation factor activity; GTPase activity. Gene Ontology annotation, biological process: translational elongation.
GUUUCCGGCGGAAGCUUGAAGAUCAGAAAUGCGUCUAGCUUAACGCUGGUGGUGCUGAGGAGAGCCGAGCAUCUCCUUCUGCGGCAGGUCUCCACUAAGAGGCCGGCUGUGGCGGCAGCGGGGAGGAUGUGAGGCCGAAGACGUUUCCUGGUGUAAUUAUCACAAGUCCACCCGCGCCUGCUCUCCGUACCCCGACUGUCGCUGCGGGCACCCCCGGUUCAGUAAUGGUGGAUUUGACCGAAAGUGUCGCAUCGACGCCCGGACACAUCGGACAUGGACAGGGCUGCAGUAACGGCAGGAAAACGUCCAAAAAGUCCCGGACGAGACGAGGCAAACGAGGAAAGAGAAGACGGAACAAAAGGACCAGGAACAACAAAACCCCUCCACCGUUUCUACCACCGGAGGCAGAAGACGGAAACAUUGAAUAUAAGUUGAAGCUGGUCAACCCCACUCUGUACCGCUUCGAGCAUCUGGCCACACAGCUGAAGUGGCGUCUGCAGGAGGGCCGUGGGGAGGCGCUCUAUCAGAUCGGGGUGGAGGACAACGGCCUGCUGGUUGGUCUGACAGAAGCUGACAUGAAAGCUUCACUCAAGACCCUGAAGAGAAUGGCAGAGAAGGUGGGAGCUGACAUCACUCUUCUUCGGGAAAGAGAAGUGGACUAUGACCUGGACAGAACCACCAGGAAAAUUGCUGAAGUUCUCGUUAGAAAGGUUCCAGAUGAUCAGCAGUUUCUGGACCUGCGAGUGGCUGUUCUGGGUAACGUGGACUCGGGGAAGUCAACUCUGCUGGGAGUGCUGACACAGGGGGAGCUGGACAAUGGUCGAGGCCGCGCACGACUCAACCUUUUCAGACAUCUGCACGAGAUUCAGACUGGACGCACCUCCAGCAUCAGCUUUGAAAUCCUGGGCUUUAACAGCAAAGGGGAGGUGGUGAACUACAGCGAGUCACGGACAGCUGAGGAGAUAUGUGAGAGCUCAUCCAAGAUGAUCACGUUCAUUGACUUGGCAGGUCAUCACAAGUACCUAAAGACCACUGUGUUUGGCCUCACUAGCUACUGCCCUGACUUUGCCAUGCUUGUGGUGAGCGCCAACACUGGCAUAGUCGGGACAACUCGUGAGCACUUGGGCCUGGCCAUGGCGCUGAAAGUCCCCAUCUUCAUCGUGGUCAGUAAAGUGGACCUGUGCUCCCGCGGCACUGUGGAGCGAACGGUCCGCCAGCUGGAGCGAGUCCUGAAGCAGCCGGGCUGUAACAAGGUCCCCAUGGUGGUGUCCAACCCUGACGACGCCGUGACCGCAGCGCAGCAGUUCACUCAGUCCUCAUGCGUCACGCCCAUCUUCACCCUGUCCAGUGUGUCUGGAGACAGCCUGGACCUCCUGAAGGUGUUCCUCAACAUUCUCCCUCCACUGAGCAACAGCAAGGAGCAGGAGGAGCUGAUGCAGCAGCUCACCGAGUUUCAGGUGGAUGAGAUCUACUCAGUUCCUGAUGUUGGGACUGUUGUGGGAGGAACUUUGUACAGUGGUGUGUGCAGGGAGGGAGAGCGGCUGGUCGUCGGCCCAACGGGCGAGGGCCGUUUCCUGCGUCUGAAGGUGGGCAGCAUCCAGAGGAACCGCUCAGCCUGCAGGGUGCUGAGAGCCGGACAGGCAGCCACACUGGCUCUGGGAAACUUUGACCGCUCACUGCUGCGCAAGGGUAUGGUGAUGGUCAGCCCGAAGAUGAACCCGACCAUCUGCUGUCAGUUUGAAGCUGCCAUCGUCCUCCUCUUCCACGCUAAAACGUUCAGGCGGGGGUCACAGGUCACCAUCCAUGUUGGGAACGUCAGGCAGACUGCUACUGUGGAAUGCCUUCAUGGAAAAAACGAGCUGCGGACAGGUGAGAGGGCCGUGGUUGGCUUCCACUUCAUCAAGCAUCCAGAGUACCUGCGACUGGGCGCCAAGCUGCUCUUCAGAGAGGGCGUCACCAAGGGGAUCGGUCACGUCACACGCCUGUUUCCUCCCUCCCAGAACCAUCAGAAACCAUGAAAACGUCUCAGUCAUCCUCCAUCCUGGGGUCCAGAGCUUAGAGAAGACCUUCCUGGGUCUACGUUUGUGUCCUCAUCUAUGCCAGAAUGCUUGUUUGAAUCAAAAGUUGUACAUUAUUGUUAUUAUUGCACAAAAGGAAUAAAUAUAAAAGAAAAAUCCCA